GUAUCGCAAAACAUCCCCGCGUGUAUCCAUACACGGAAAUCUCGCUCGUUCAUCGAGUCUACCUGACAACACCAACACUGCAUCAGCUCAGCACUCAAAAUACUCACACAAACGCGAGCAAGGCGCGCGCUCUUGUCGGCGGUCACUCUUCAUCGCCGUCGUCAACAUCAAAAGAACAACACAACGGAAGCAAAGGUGUACCGCUAGCUGUCGACGACGUUGGGAAAAAUGAGUGUACCGGAGCAGUGAGUGCCACCAACCACGCACACACAAGAAGCGAUUGACGGAAAGAAAAGUCGAGCAAAAGAGUUUCGUCGUCGUUGUCGGUCGAUGAUCGAAAAAUUAAUCAAACGUUUUGGUUGUACUGUGCGGUCAUACAACACACUACACUACGUUAAAAGAAGUGAAAAAGUGCUCAUCGUUGUGCGAAAUACGCAGAGAUUCCAAGCCCCCUGUAUUAAUAGUGCUGUAAUUUAGUGAUUUGGAGCGAAGGAAAAAGUGGUAGGCCCCCCCAGGAACGGAUUUUCGAUUCCUCCCGGAAGAAGACCAGCCUGCAGCGAGAUAAUCUGUUGAUUUUUUUUCGCUAUCGUAAUAAUCCGGAUCGCCGUCGUCGUCGUCGCCGUCUGAAGACAGGGCAGAAGUUAGUGUAGAGAGCAGCGAAAAACGUCACAUAAAAACAAUGGAGAAAAGAAUAGCGCUGGAAAAACGCGGAUUAGCAGAUGAUAAGAUCCAGGAACUCAUCCUGGACAACUGCCGCAGCACCAACGUAGAAGGCCUUACCGACAGCUUCACCGCACUGGAAGUGCUCAGCCUGAUCAACGUGGGUUUGGUUUCACUGAAGAAUUUCCCCAAACUGCCGGCCCUCCGCAAGCUGGAACUGUCGGACAAUCGGAUCUCGAAUGCACUCAGUCACCUCACCGGCAGCCCCAAGCUGACACAUCUGAACAUGUCCGGCAACCGGAUCAAAGAUUUUGAAGAACUUAAACCGCUGAAGGAUCUGGAGAACCUGGAAGUGCUCGAUCUGUUCAACAACGAGGUCACAAUGACCCAGAACUAUCGGGAGAAAAUCUUCGAGCUGAUCCCCUCGCUGAAGUAUUUGGAUGGAUUCGACAAAGAAGACCUCGAAGCACCUUCAGACGAGGAAGAAGCCGAUUUCGGCGCAGAAGAGGAAGAAGAUGACAGGGCAUGUUUUUCCAUCAACGGCAUCGAUAUCGACCUGGACGAACUGGAACGGUUCGAAUCGCGACUGAAACAGAAGCGAGCCCCUCCUCCGUCGAGUGAAGUCAACGGACUUGAGUCCAAACUUGAACAGCUAGAUCUAAAACAAGUGGAAGAACAAGAAGAUACUGUCAAAGACGAUCUGGAUCUGCUGUACGAGGAGAUUCAGAGAAAGAGAAACGAGCAAGAACAACUUGUGCAAUCAGAUCAGUCUACCACCAGCUGCGGCGGGGUGACUCCAACGUCGCUGGGAUCACUUCUGUUGGCCUUUCUCUCGCUGUUAGCCUUUAUCAAUCAGAUCUGCUACGUGCAAGUCAACCGGCAGCAGUUGAUAGAGAAAUCACUACCCGAUCCCGAUCUGGACGAGUCCUCCGACUACGACGAUGACGAUGAUGAUAACGAUGUUACGUUAGCUGAUGUGUACAAUGUAAACCUCGAAGAGGAGGACGGUUCAGACUGGAGCGAGGAGGACGGUGAAGCCGAUGAAGACAUUGACGUACCCACCGAUGAGGACGAAGAUGAUGGCGAGGGCGAGGGAGAGGGUGAGGGUGAAGCUGCGGGAGAGGGAGAAAAAUCAGGAUCAGACAGUGAAGUAGCAGAAGUUGAGGCAGAAGAGUCGGAAGCCAGGGGAAAGAAGCGAAAACUCGACGGCAAUGACGGUUAAGCCUGUUUCCCGUUUUGGUAACCAACAACAACACCCCCUUUAAUUAUCGGUAAUUGUAAGGAUAAGUUUCGAUUGUAAGAAUACAAAAUAUUAUAAACUCUCCGCAAGGCAGAAAAGUAUAGAUGAACCCAAACACAAAUUUACAAUAAACCCCGACCGGUAGCAAAAGUGGACAACAGCAGCCCUGCAAACUCACAGAUACACUUACACACACAUCCCGAGCACUUACGAACACAGUCAAAGAUUUAAAAACAGAAAAUAAUCACAAAACAAUAGAGGGAGAAAUACUCCGGCUAAUGCUAAGUUUAUACAGGAACGCACCUGUGUCCGGGUGCGAUUUUUACGCACCCGCACAGUUUGUAGGGACAGGCAAGGAUCGUAACACAAAAGAGAAUUUUAUUCUAAACAAACAAUUGAAAUCCGGGAUGGAGAAAUAUAAUUUGACAAACUUUAUGGAGAAGUACCUUUCGAGUUUCUUUUUUUUUUUAAUUCCAUAACUUCCUUUGCCGUUCUUAGCAAAAAUAGCUAAAAUCAAAGAAGUCAACGGAGACCAGAGGAAACCCUCCCCCGUGGGUGGGGGUUAAGUUUCACAGAUACAUUCAGUAGAGCAGGAAAAUCAAUCAAUGAAAUAGAGAACAUACCUAACCCAGCAGUUGUUAGCAGGAAAACACAGGCAAAAUACAAAAUAGAGGUAUUAUUGACCAUUGUUUGUUGAAUGUUAACUUAUUAAGUGAUUGUGUCUUGUUCGUAAGAAGAAUUUUAUAAGGUUAUUUAACACUUUCUUCUUCUGCUCUUCCUUCCGACGAUAACGGCCUUCCAUGGACAGCAUUGGUUCAAUUCAAUCACUUUUCUGUAAGCAUUCAUUCCUGCCUUUUGUCUUUCACUAUCCAACUUAUGUCCCCCGUAAAUUUACAAACUUCAACCUGAAUCUGGCUUGGCAGGGUUUCACAUUGUUUCUGCAAACUUUCGACAAAACCAAAACAAGCAAACAGAUGUGUAAAAUUGAAGGAAUUAUAUACAGACCAGAAAUCAGUGCUAUAUAUAUACACUCACAUUUGUGGCAGAGCGAAACAGGAAAAUUUCCACAACAAAACAAGAACAGAGAGAUACAAAAAAACAGUAAAAAAAUUGAAAAAAUGAGUAAAAAAUCAACCCAAAAAUGUCGAGUCCGAAUUAGUGGAGUCGAUAAGAAUAAGAAUCAAGAAGAAAACAAGAAGCAAAAUUUAUAAUUAACAGAAAGUAUUUGUUUAAAUAAAAAAAAGUAAUUGAAAAAUCAAA
Messenger RNA from Ochlerotatus camptorhynchus, 3160 nucleotides. It is a transcript of the gene Mapmodulin, whose product is annotated as mapmodulin. Bases 680 to 1882 code for a protein of 400 amino acids. The record is from RefSeq and is a predicted model, not a curated record. The transcript has 7 exons. Gene Ontology annotation, molecular function: histone binding. Lineage: Eukaryota; Metazoa; Arthropoda; Insecta; Diptera; Culicidae. Gene Ontology annotation, cellular component: nucleus.